GCUCUCCAUUUUCUAUCUCUCUCUCACUCUCUCUCUCUAUCUCUGCUAUCCGAUUUGGGCCUCAUCUCAUAUCCAUGGCUACUCAAGGUCAGGUCAUCACCUGCAAAGCUGCGAUUGCUUGGGAAGCGAACAAGCCGUUGUCGAUCGAAGACGUUCAGGUGGCUCCGCCGCAAGCCGGCGAAGUUCGAAUCCAGAUCCUGUUCACUGCUCUCUGCCAUACUGAUGCUUAUACUUGGAGCGGAAAGGAUCCUGAAGGUCUUUUUCCAUGUAUUCUUGGUCAUGAAGCUGCUGGGAUUGUAGAGAGUGUUGGCAAAGGUGUAACUGAAGUUAAGCCUGGAGACCAUGUCAUACCUUGUUACCAGGCAGAAUGUAGGGAAUGCAAGUUUUGCAAAUCAGGGAAGACAAAUUUAUGUGGCAAAGUUAGGGCUGCCACUGGAGUUGGAGUCAUGAUGACUGACCGUAAGAGUCGUUUCUCCGUCAAUGGAACUCCCAUUUAUCAUUUCAUGGGAACUUCGACAUUUAGUCAGUACACUGUUGUCCAUGAUGUUAGUGUUGCAAAGAUUGAUCUAAAUGCCCCGUUGGAGAAAGUGUGCCUUCUUGGUUGUGGUGUUCCCACUGGUCUUGGAGCAGUUUGGAACACAGCAAAAGUAGAACCAGGUUCCAUUGUUGCUGUUUUUGGCCUUGGGACUGUUGGCCUUGCAGUGGCAGAGGGCGCGAAAUCAGCUGGUGCUUCGCGAAUUAUUGGUGUCGAUAUUGACAGCAACAAGUUUGAUAUAGCAAAGAAUUUCGGGGUCACUGAAUUCGUAAAUCCAAAGGACCAUGACAAACCAAUACAGCAGGUUAUUGUUGAUCUUACAGAUGGUGGUGUUGACUAUAGUUUUGAGUGCAUUGGGAAUGUCUCUGUAAUGAGAGCUGCUUUGGAGUGCUGUCACAAGGGAUGGGGUACCUCUGUUAUUGUGGGUGUUGCUGCUUCCGGUCAAGAGAUAUCCACUCGGCCUUUCCAGUUGGUGACUGGCCGUGUUUGGAAAGGAACAGCAUUUGGUGGUUUCAAGAGCCGUUCACAAGUGCCUUGGCUUGUGGAAAAGUACAUGAAGAAGGAAAUUAAGGUUGACGAAUACAUCACCCACAAUUUGACCCUUGCCGAGAUUAACAAAGCAUUUGAUUUGAUGCACGAAAGGGGUUGUCUCCGCUGCGUGCUGAAGAUGCACACAUGAGAUGAUCACUCCAGUCAUAUCAUCGUUAAUAAUAUAUCGUUUUCCCUUCUCUUCUAUCAUUCUUUUCUUUCUUCGUUUUUUCUUUUUUCUUUUUUUUUUUUUUUUUUGACUGGGAAAUUUCACUUGCAUGCCUUCUAUAAGCAUAGUUGGGGACUGUUUGUGUUCAGUUGCUACAUUACAUCCUUUAAAAGGAGUUUGUGCUAUGGGUGCUAUUUCAAAUUUAACUAUAGCUACUUGGAUUCUGGGCAUGUUGGAAAGAUUUUGUUUGGUUGCCAAGAAAUUGAAUAGCAUCCUGCGAAUUGUAGAUUGAUAGCCGCUCUAAGUUCUUGAACUCCACGCACCAAAUUGUUGUUUUAGUUGUGAAGUCAUAAAGCCAUGGACGAACUCUAAGCUAUCUCGCACAAAUUCAUGCAUGAUUGUAUUCAUUAACGUGAUCA
This is a messenger RNA of Camellia sinensis, 1651 nucleotides long. RefSeq names its product GroES-like zinc-binding dehydrogenase family protein (gene HOT5). Gene Ontology annotation, biological process: formaldehyde catabolic process. Gene Ontology annotation, cellular component: cytosol. Gene Ontology annotation, molecular function: S-(hydroxymethyl)glutathione dehydrogenase [NAD(P)+] activity; zinc ion binding; alcohol dehydrogenase (NAD+) activity. The record is from RefSeq and is a predicted model, not a curated record. NCBI's taxonomy places the organism in Eukaryota, Viridiplantae, Streptophyta, Magnoliopsida, Ericales, Theaceae.